Molecule: messenger RNA, 3477 nt
Organism: Theileria equi strain WA
Lineage: Eukaryota; Apicomplexa; Aconoidasida; Piroplasmida; Theileriidae
Exons: 1
Coding region: 1-3477 (1158 amino acids)
Source: RefSeq, a predicted model, not a curated record
AUGGAGCCAUAUCUUCGUUUUGCAACCGAAGUAACUAAUAGGUCUAAAAAAUCGGACCUAGAGGAUCAUAGAAGGUUUAUUUUGGGCUCCAAUGAGUGCCUUAGGGUUUGUCUCAACUCUCUGGCAUUGCUUUUAGAUUCAAAACUGUUAGAGCCUCUUGAUAUUCCUGAAGAUAUUCCAUCAGAACCUGAUCCAAUUGUUAGAUACUUUUCUACCCCUUUGCUACCACGAACAUGUGAAAAAUUGAGAGAAUGGGAUCAUUUAAAACGCAAAACAUUGGCUGUAGAAACUGCACUUGUUAUAGUAGAAAUUUCAAGGAAUGGAUUGUCACAGUUAAUAAAAAGCAUAGAUAAAGGAUUCAAUAGUGAAACAUUCUAUGUAAGAACUCUAGCUAUUUUGAUCCAUUUGGCAAAGAAGUCACAAAAUUUUCCAUGGAACGGUGAGCCAAAAGAAGAAAGUGUCUUGUAUAAUGAUGACAACACACUGACGGAUAUCUUGUGUAAUCUAAUUUUGGUUCUUUCGAUAUUUGCAACUGAGGAAGUUGGCUUGUUUACAAACUUUAGGGAGUUACCUAAAUCGCUACUAUCUCUUCUUCCAAGGACGUUAGGUGUACAUAUUCUAGGGAUUAUGCCCACACUGGCUUUUGAUUCAAGGAUAUUAUUCUCUCUUGAAUCCCGUGAAUCGUUUAUAAAUUCACUCGCAGAUCAGUUUUUUAACCUUGUGGAUCAUUUGAUUUUACUAACUAAGAGUUCCAUAAUCUCUUUCGAUCCUUCUAGCUAUGAGAUAUCAUUUACUAUGAAUUCUGGAUCUUUGGAAGAUCCUACAAGUUCUUCCAUGGUUUCAUCAGCAUAUACAGAAAUAUAUCGUUAUUAUCUGUCAAUUUGGCUUAGAUUUUCCAUAGAUUAUGUUAAAUAUGGCUCCUUACUCUGUAGAAGUAAUUCAGAAGCAUGCAGUAAACUUAUUAAUUGGUUGUCUAGGGUUUUAGAGUAUCGUUCGCUAAAUGUAAUUGGGAAUUUGUUCAUAUUCGAAGAUAUUAGGUACUUCGAGGAUGUUGUUAAGUUGGCAAAGGCUACUGAUUCCAAUCUCUAUGUAUCUUCCCUGAUACAUCACUCCUCUUUAACAACCCAAGAUUCCUUGAGGAUGAUCAAGUUCGCUGGCCUAGAAGUUAUUUCAAGGGAUAGUGUAAAUUCUAGAUAUAUUUUUUCUUUUCUAGUGGAUGGUUUAUCUUCCAACAACAUUACAAUAUUUCUGGAAACUUGGAAGCAUUUGUUAUAUCCCAAUAACAUUGGCGAACAAUCGGUCGAUUUUCUCGUGAAGAAUCAUGAACCACUCUUGGAUCGUUUACUUCCACUUUCCGUCUUUGAUUUUACGAAUAUGGAAGUUAUCGAGAAAUAUGAUGCAAAAGAUAUCUACGCUGAAGAUCGUUUAGAUAAUAUGAAACCAGAGAGAAACGAUCGUGACGAUGCCGUAUUCCUAGUUCGUGAUGUUAUUGUGCUUUUAGUUUCUAUUAUUGGUUAUGCUUGUAAAGAUAGAUUACUCUCUUCAUUUAGUUUUGGAUAUUCCAUACUUUUUCCUGCAUCUAAUCAUAUAGAUACACAAAAGUCGGGUGAAACUAUAGCAGAAAAGGAGUUAGAUACCAAUAACAAGUUUGAAGAUUUAAUUUAUAGUCCAAUAUCUUCUUGGAGUAGGUUUUCCAGUGAAGAAAUUGGGACUCUGGAACUUUCUCUAUUUAUACUUUAUAUUUUGCGCAACGAGUGCAAGGAUUCUAAAAUGAAUGUGUUUAUUGAAAAAAUUAGGGGGUUUGAUCCAAAUGUGGAUGAACGUAUUGAAUUUAUACUUGAUCAGAUAAAUAAUGAUAAUUUCAAGCAUUUACACCUUUCGGAUGCUUUUCGUGUUUUUUCAUCGAAAAAAAAGUUUAGGAACCUUAUAGACUCAGAUUUGGAUUGGAUUAAAUCGUUUAGUACAAUUUUACAAGUUUGUGAACAAAAGAGAGAUUUGCAAUUCGGAGAUGGAAACAUCUUUCAAUUGGUAGAGGAAAAGAUAGCCUAUUUUAAGUAUCCAAUAUUCGUGGGAAAAAAUAGCGAGGUAGAAUAUGGUUCUGAUCAUUUGUUUACUGAGUUUGGUGCCAAGAUGGCAUCAAGUAUAGUUAGUGCAUUAAGUACGCAGAUCGGUAUGAAUUUGAUAGAAAACCAAGUAACAACGUCUUCAAAGCAAAGUCAUACAAAUGGUAUAAAUGAACUUACUAUACCUAAAAACUUGGAAGCUGCGAGGGAUUAUUUGGAAAAGGUGUCAUUACUACUGAGAGUAUACAGGGAAUACCCAAAUUUGAUACCCAAGGGUAAAAAGGGUCAGAGUCCAAAGGAAUUACCAAUUUUCCAAAUAUCUAUAGCUCUUUUAGUUAGGCAUAAUGAUCUUCUCCAGCAAUUUAUACAUAUUCUUACGGAUUUGAUUCUUUGUGGCAUCACAGUUCCUUUGAAGAUAAUUGGAUCGAACUUUUCGGAUAUUCAAACCCUUAUUUUGGUUUCUUUAAGAUGUAUACUAGCAGAAGUGUUGAAAUGUGACAAGGCGCAGCUUACAACAGUAGCAAAUAUGUUCAGUAUGUUUGAUUUCAUUGCAUAUUUUGUCAUCAAAUCCUUGAACGAACUUGUGAGUCUUACACAGUGGUCCUCCGGAAAUUAUAGGGUCUUUACUAUUCUUUUAGAAAUAUUGGCAUAUUCUUUCCAGAUUGGACCUAUUCUACGCCUUCUAUUGGAAAAUGGAUCCAAAAUGCAAAUUAUCUUCCAAACAAUUUUUAUCGCAAACACACUUGGGAAAUUCCACAAAAGAUUAAUUAUUUCUCGGAAUUUUCUUAACCUUUCACUAAUAACAAGGCUUCUCCGCAUAAAUCCAAAUUUUAAUUCGAAUGUUCAACAGAAAUAUUUUGUAAAGUCUGGAUCUAUGAUCGGAGGUCCUAGUUGUGCUGAGUUUAUAGACCAACAACUUGAUAGAAUUUUUAUGAAGAAUUGUGCAAGCUUUCAAGUAUGUCUGGAUGAAGGUGUAGAUCCAGCUAUAUCUGGAUCGUUUAAUCUGCUUGAUGUGAUAGCCUAUGUCUCAUUUAAGCAGAUUUUUAAGGGAAGUAAGGAUUUAAGGGUGGAAAAAUUUAUAAAUGUUGAAGAGAAUCCGCUGUUGGAUAUAGAUUAUAAUUUGUUGGAGAAGCUGUGCGUAAUAGAGAGUAGUGUAUUUAGUUGGAAUCUUCUAGACACGGAGUAUAGGCUCUCUCUAGAGUGUAUAGAGCGGUUGUUUAGCGGAUUUCCUCAGCUUCCUCAGACGAAAUUAUUGUUAAUUGCUGAAUAUUUUUUCAUUUUUGUUGCCGCUUCAACAGGCAGAGAAUAUGGUCAGGUGAAAACGAAAAUUUUAAAAGACAAUAUGGUUAAUCCAAAUGCUGCUUUGUUCAUUUACGAGCUUUAUCGCAAUGCAAAAUCGCACCUUUACGAAUAG